AACCUGAUGUAAUAUAUCAAAUGAUUCCCCCUGCAUGCCCCUUCCACAUCUCAAUAAGCUUCGUGACUUCCAGCAACUAAAGGGAAUAUGAAGGUGUAGACAGGAUACGGGAACAAAGCAUUUAAAGGACAGAAACACUGAGUCUCUACUGCACAGGGGAACAAAAAACACUGCCAAAGCGUGGUCAUCUCCUGCCCUGCCUCUCAGUCUCUGCAUGUACUCAGCACAUCUCUGAGCCUGGUGAUGACUGAGGAGCCGGGCUCACUGGACAUCAGCUGAGCUGCUGGCAGUGUCUGUGGAUAUUUACAAGCCAUGAGUGAAGGUCUCCCGUGAACCCAGCGCACGCUGUGUCUGUAGCACGGCUCAAUGGGGCUCCCAUGCUGUUAAUCUUCGCCCCUUCAGAAUUUUACGACGAGAAGCCAAUUCUAAUGGCUGUACAGCACAGGGUCCCAGACGUGGGCGCGCAGACACGACAAAGCUGAGGCGCAAAACAUGCGGCACCGUCUCAGAGGGAAUUAAAAAAACCAAACCAGCUCCGCCAGUAGAAGUAAAUGAAGCAGCCUGAAUGAGCGCAGAGCCGGGCUGCGGCGUAGUGACCCGAGCAGGCUCCCUCUAAAUUCUCGAGCGUCACAUCUCAGACGCAGACGGGCAGCACCCGCCGUGUGAAUCACAUGGGCACGGGGCUGGGGCAGCACGACACACGGCGGAGCGCAGGGAGCCAGCACCUCGCGGCCGGACCCGGCUGCACGGCACCGGCGGAACCGCUGAACCGCGAGCCCCACGCCAGACGGGACGGAACCGACGGGACCGGCCGCCCGCAGCCCCGGCCAUGUUCCGCCCGGCCGCCCGCCGCCACACGGCGCUUCGCAGCAACUUUGAAUCUCCACUGAUGCAAGAAGUCGCAGAGCACCAAGGCAACAGCACAGAUAGUUCAGGAAGCAGUUUGGGAAGCACUGUCACAGCAUGUAAAAAGAUCCUCUGCAGUAAUAGCCUGCUAGAAUCAACAGACUACUGGCUGCAGAAUCAGAGGACACCAUGCCAAAUUGGCUUUCUGGAAGACAAGUCAGAAAGCAACUGUGCCUCAGUUUGUUUUGUGAAUUUAGAUGCAAACAGAGAUGAUUGCAGCAAUGAACAAGUGAAACAGAAAUUGAUCAGCGUCUCUCCAAAUCUCCCUAAACUCAUCAGUUCUAUGAAUGUACAACCCCCAAAGGAAAAUGAAAUAGUCCUACUGAGUGGAUUAACAUCAGGAAAUCUUCAGGCUGAUUAUGAAGUUCCCCAGUGUCCUUGGCAGGCAGAUGUCUGCUUGGUUCAGUGUGCGAGGGGAGACAGGAAGAACAGUGCAAGCUGCAUCAUCUUUGAAAUAAACAAGUUUCUGAUUGGGCUUGAGCUCGUUCAGGAGAGACAGCUGCAGAUAGAAGCUCAUGUCUCAAAGCCUGAGGAUGACACAAACUGCUCAGUGUCCUCAAUAGAAGAAGAUUUCCUCACAGCAUCUGAGCAUCUCGAGGAGGAAAACGAGACUGAUGAAUAUAAAACUGUAGCCCAUGACAAGAUAAGUGUUUCAGAAGCGUCUCCUGAUGUCAGGAAAAAUAAAGGAAAGGGAUUUGAAAGUCUCCACUACAGAAAAGCCAGGUUGCCAUUAAUUCUUGAAGGGAAUUGCGUUAAUGAAGAUAAUACCGAUAGUAAAGUCUCUGAAGCUGUGCAUGUUGUGGCUGAAGAUAGGAUCUCACGACCUGAAGAUAAGCCAGAGCAAGAAAUCCUGGGUCAAAAGGAAUUAGUGGGAAGAGCUUCAUCACCCCUCAGCAGUGAGGAUUUGACUAACAAUGUUGAAAAUUCCUGCUCAGUGAAUGUAUUAGAUGUAUCUUUAACCAAAAUGGCUAAAGAGGAGCUGGGGCCUCUUUAUGACUCUACAGCAAAACCCAGCAGUAAGGCAGAAGCAGAGGAUUGUGAAGGUAUUAGGAAAAGCGACCCUCCCUUGCAAAACGAGCAAGCAGCUACAGGUCAGUACGCUACAAAUCUAGCAGAAUCUGUUCUGCAAGAUGCAUUCAUUAGACUGUCACAGUCUCAACCCACUUUCAGUGAGGAGGCUGCAGUCAGCAUCUCCGUAGGAAGCUCCUGUAAGUCAAAAGAUGCAUCUGCUUCUCGAUCAUGGAAUGAACUUCCAAAGAUUGUCAUAGUGCAAAGUCCUGACAGCAGUGAGAAUGUGCCAGACUGGCCAGGGUCUGCCUUCCCAAACCUGUGCCACUGGACUGAAACAGAGAGUUCUGAAGUUUCAGAUUACUUUGAAGAAGAUCAUUCAAACGGACACAGCCAGAGCGCACUGGAGAUGGCUCUGGCUUGUGCAGCAACUGUCAUUGGAACCAUUUCAAGUCCCCAGGCAGCAGAAAAAUUCAGAAGGGAUCAAGAAGCCACAGACUCCAAAAGUGAAAAAGUUGAUAAUGAAGAUCUACACACAAAUUCUUCACAGCUACUUGAAGACGGUACUAGCACAGAAUACUCAUUUCCAUCUGCGCUGUGUGGCAUGACUCAAGUAGCAAGUGCUGUAGCAGUCUGUGGUCUGGGGGAAACAAAGGAAGAGAAGUACCCUGCAACUUCGAGUGGGCUGCUGUCUGCAGCUCAGACUUCUGCAGCCAUUACUCUUCAUUGUAGCAUAGCUGUAGGAAGCAGCAUGGAAAAACUGAAUGAUAGCAUUGCAGAGGCCCUUCUCAAAGAGGCAUCAAUAAUUUUGACAAAACCUAAUACAUACAAAAAUGUAGGGCAUUUUAUGGAAUCUAUAAAUGGAAGGAUUAUUGAAACAGCAGCAAGGCCACGGAUUCCACAUUCCAAUGAAGUAAUAAGAGAUGAACUUGCACAGAAUUUAUCCAAUAUUAUUCUACGACAUUCUAUUGAAGAAGUCAGGAAGAAAAGAGAGCUACAGUCCCAUUCAGAAAACGGCUCAAGUACACAAGACAUUUUUAUGGAGGCUGCCAAUGAGUUGCUUUUUAAUGUGAUAUAUUUCACUUGCAAGAAGAUGAAUGACAUAAGACAAGUUGAAGAGUGUUCUCCUCUCUUUUCUGAAGGCCUGAAAGGCAAGAAGGUAACAAGAGUAGAAGGAUGGCCAACACAGGCAACAACAUGUGAAACAUCACACAGAACCCUUGAUCAUCCUGCUAUUAACCCAUUUGGUACAUCCUACAGUGCUAGCAAAGACACUGAAAAUGGUAUCAGCACAAAGAAAAUUAACAUGAGAGAUGUAAAUAGCAAUGAAAGUGCCACAGUGAAUUCAGAGCUAACAAGUAGAGCCAUUGGGCAUAAUGCAUUUGUUGCAAAAACAUCUCCCAAGAAAAGAUACUUGAAAAGAACCACACGAGACUGUUACAAAUCACCAAAUCAGAGUAACAUCCAGAAGAAGAGAGACUACAGGUCAUUUUCAGACAGAGAAAGUACUUUUGCAAACAAUGAGUGCAGGCAUGGUGUUCAAGAUCAACUGCCUUCCAGUGUUGUCAUGAACACGGAAAACCAGGCCAAAUGUAAGUGCGAUGCUGAACUAAGUGAUGAAGUCCAAGUUAGCUUGUCUUUGUUAGGAAACCACGUCUUACUUCCUUCUCAGCCUGUGCUACAGGUGAAAAAUUCAAGAGACAAAUACUGUAUAACAGAUUUUGCAGAAGAACUGGCAGAAACAGUGGUCUCUAUGGCAACAGAAAUAGCUGCCAUUUGUCUUGAAAAUUCAAAUGGGAAGCAGCCCUGGUUCUGUGCGUGGAAGAAAGGCAAUGAAUAUCUGGUUACCCAGAGUAUAUCAUGCAGAACUAUGAAAAGGAAAAAGGAAACCCAUGCUAAUGGCUCGGUUGUUCGGAAGCACAGGGCACCUCGACUUAGUGAGAUAAAAAGAAAGACAGAUGAGCAUCCUGAGCUAAAGGAAAGGUUGAUGAAUCGAGUAGUAGAUGAAUCUAUAAACCUUGAGGACACACCAGAUUCUGUCAAUAUCUUUGCAAAUGAAGUGGCUGCAAAGAUUAUGAACCUCACUGAACUCUCUAUGGUUGACAGCAUCUGGCAGGGCCCAAACCAUCCCAGGAACAGGCUACACUGCGAAAGAUGGAGCCGAGCCAAGGCCUCAAGCUGUGAGAGCAUACCAGAGGAGGACAUAGAUUCCAAAGCCUCUGUCAAUACUCUAGGCCUAAUGAAUGCCUUAGGUCAGCCUGUGAGCCAGACAAGUUCUGUCUCAAAGCAGUCUAGUUGUGAAAGCAUUACAGAUGAGUUUUCAAGAUUUAUGGUGAACCAAAUGGAAAAUGAAGGAAGAGGCUUUGAUUUAUUACUGGAUUAUUAUGCGGGGAAAAAUGCAAGCAGCAUCUUGACUUCUGCUUUGCAACAGGUUGCUAAGAAAAAUGGUCACCUUAAUGUACGACCAAGUUGCCCAUCCAAGCAGUCCAGCACAGAAAGCAUAACAGAAGAAUUUUACAGGUAUAUGCUGAAAGAAAUAGAAAAAGAAAAUAAAGAUAAUGCAUCUUCCCCUCGGAGUUCAAAGGACUGGUGUGGCAAUUUGCUACCACCCUCCCUGCGAUCACCUUUUUGCUUUAGACAGUCCUCAGUGCCUGAUGGCAGAUCAUCAGGUUCUAGACUAACAGUUAACAUCCCAGUCAAGGCAAAUUCAUUAGAUGGAUUUGCCCAGCAUCACCAGGAUUCCUUAAGUGUACAGCCAGUCAGUACUGUGGCUUCUUCAGGUCUUUGCAAGUCUGAUUCAUGUCUGUACCAAAGAUGCAAGACUGACCAGAUAACAGAUAUGCUGAUUCACGAGACAUGGGCAAGCUCUAUUGAAUCUCUUAUGCGCAAAAACAAAAUCAUAACCGAUGAGGCAGAAGUUGCAGAGAUAGAUCAUUUUCACAGCGAUUCCCCAACACACGUGCAGCAGUACGCAAACAGACUGGCUGCAGAUAUUGUUGAAAAUGGUAAAAAUGUAAUUGUUGUCCAGCAGGAUGCUUCUGAUUCUGCAAGCCAAGAACAUGUGCCGGAAACCAAACAUCCCCAGGGUGCAGCUCAGAUUCAAGUAGAACCCAGAAGGAGUGGAAUAAAUUUGGUUGAGCAAAAGGAGCAUAUGAAGAACUCUGAGUGCCUCCCUGCAGGUCAGCACAGGGAAGUGCCUUUAAUUCAGAUAGAAACUGAUCAACGAGACGAAUCAGAUAAAGACUCUGAGUCCUUAACUUUACACGAGCUUUCUGAAAAGGAGCAUCAAGGCAAGGAAAAGCCACCAGAAGCUUAUGCUGGGAAGCACACGGUUUCCAGUACCCUACUGAAUAGCAAAAGCACUCAAAGCAAACCAGAUGCUGAAAUCACAGGAGAAACAAAAGCAGCUGAAGAAUUUCCAACACACCUCAGCAGCAGUGAAGAAAGCACUGGCAGCUGGUCCCAGCUUGCCAAUGAUGAAGACAAUCCUGAUGAUACAAGUAGCUACUUACAACUCAGCGAACGAUCCCUGAGCAAUGGCAACAGCAGUACAACUAGCAGUCUUGGCAUUAUGGACCUGGAAAUUUAUCAGGAGAACGUGCCACCUUCUCCUAUGAUUAAUGACUUAGUAGAAGAAAAGGUUUUCCUUAAAGAACAGACAGAUAAUACAGAGGGUAAGUUGAAUCAUUUGAAUUACAACUUACAAAUUGAACUUAAAAUAACGUGCAUAAUAACUGUUGAGAUUGUUUUUCCAGAAAGUACUUCUGGGCUCUCAGUGGGAACAGCCAAUUAUCAGAAAGAACUCCUGGUGAUUAAUUUUGAUCUGGAACCAGAAUGCCCCAACGCAGAGCUGCGAGCCACCCUGCAGUGGAUAGCCGCUUCUGAACUUGGAAUCCCAACCAUCUAUUUUAAAAAAUCUCAGGAAAACAGAAUUGAAAAGUUUUUAGAUGUUGUGCAGCUAGUUCAACGGAAGGCCUGGAAAGUGGGUGACAUCUUUCAUGCUGUGGUGCAGUACUGCAAGCUCAGUGAGGAGAGCAAAGAGAAGACACCAAGCCUGUUCGACUGGCUUCUUGAAUUGGGCUAGGAACAUUCGCCUGCUCCACUUCUUUGUUUUAAUUCAGCUUAAGUAAGCAGUGGUUCAUGAAACACUCUGAUUUCCAAACAUCAACAAAUAAAAUGAGCAAAGACAUGUACAGAAACAGCACCUGUCUGUUCCACAACUGCACGGAGCAGAGUUGAAACCAAGGUGUAUUUUUUCCUUCUGUAUCCUGAGGGACGCUUGACAUAUUGUGCUGUAGGAUGUACUGUGCUAGAAAAAAAGGUGGAUUUUUUAGCUUUCUGAAUUAAUGGACUUAAUUUACUUAAUGAAUUAAGUAAAACUGAAUUGAAUUUCUACUAUGUUCCAUUUCCAUCAAUUUGAUUAAAUCAAUCAGCUGAAACAGGAUGGUAUACUAAGGUUCAGUUUUAAAACAAUACAAAUGUUUGUACAGUUUUAGCUUUUAGAACCUGAGUGUGUUCCAGUAUGCACAGAGAAAACCAUACCCUUCAAUAAAUAAAACAUUUUAAAAGAAGUCUCAGUCCUCUGAGAGGUAAAAACUUGUGAACAUAUCAGAUCUUUGAAGUCAAAAAAACAGAACAAAAAGCUGAUGAAAACACAUCUAACUUUCUUUCCACGUGAUCAUUUCAGCCCUAUAGCUGGUCCCCAUUUCUGUUAUCUUCUUCUCAAGGAAAUACAAAUCUGGACUCUCAGUUAUUGCCCUUAAAAAGCCUCCUUUCUUUACACUCGCAGGCAGUGCAGUUCAGUACAGCUGUGCUUGGUAUGUCCCCAAGUACAGCUCUGCGAGUCAGAGUAAUGGGUUCCUAAAGCCCUGUCCCCACCAGGUGACCUCGGGCAAGUCAGUUCACCUCUGUGCCUCAGUGUCCCCACCUAGUAAGAGGGAGCAGUGAUACAGAAUGUGAUAUGUGAAGUGUUCCUGUUUAAAGCACUAGGUAAUGUGCUGUGUGCCGGUUGGAACGGUGAAAAGAAAUACUGAGUUUAAUCAAGUAAAUUGUUAAUAAGGCAAAGAAGGAUAUAGCAGAAAAGAGUGCUGUCUUGAAAUAAGAAUCUUAAUUUUUGUAAUUUUCAAGAAGUCAAAACAAUUGCUACAAUCUGAGCACAUGCUUGUUUGUUUUGGAUACUUGUUGGACUAUGUAUGAUAGUCCCCAUUAUGGUAAUAUUUAUAUAACUGUUUGAUAAGAUAUACUAUGGUAUCUUCUCACUGAGAUGAUGUUAGGUAUCAUGCACUCAGUGAUACUCUCUUGAUUCUGCCAAAGAGAUUGGUCUUGAAUUUAAAGGUAAACAUAACUUAUCACAUCAAAGCUCUUCUGUGAUUUGUUUCUUUGAAAACCUUUAUAUUUUGCUUCUCCCUACUUAAAUAGCAUAAUAGAAAGCCUGCCUGCCUUUCCAAAUCAAAUAUUUAAGAGAUAUUUUAUUUUCCAUACAAUAGUAUAUGCUUCUAUAAUAUUUUUGGGAGGUGGGGUGAAAAGAAGAAAACUAUCCUUUUGCACUAAAUAUUUUUGAAGAUUUUGAAGUAGUUUUAAGUAAUUUAUGAAAAAAGAGCCAUAUUAUUCUCAAUUUUAUCUUUAAAACCAUUGCUAAAUUUGCAUGAUUUCAUCGCUCAUUUGUUAAGAAAUGCAGACUGUCAGUGAAACCUAUUACAGAACAUUAAAGAACAUCUACAUGUCUGCAAUAUGUGAAAUCACUGGAGGUCUCUUUACUGUCAAUAUAAAGGUCAGUUUGUUGCAUCCACUCAACCUAACUGCGGUACUGGGCCCGUUCCUGGGAACUGCUGAACAUCCACAGCUGGCACUAACACAAGUGGUAACACUGAAUGCUCAGCAUUUCCAAGGCUGAAAGUUAGUAAAAAGCACCAGGCAUUGUAAAGUGCUUUGAUUGAGCCAAUAAAUGGGAAAGUGUAUUUAUUUUUAAGCCAGGUUAGUUGUCAGUAUAUAAAUUUUUGCUGUGGUAGAAUAAAUGUUUACUUAUCCUACAAAGCACAAAUAUCAUGACUGAGUUGUAAGUGCGAUGCGGUUUUCUCUGUACAGUAGUUCUCAAUGUUGCAAUUUGUUGGGAAAUAAAUUUAUGUUCUAACA
This is a messenger RNA of Coturnix japonica (Japanese quail), 8046 nucleotides long. It is a transcript of the gene SPHKAP, whose product is annotated as SPHK1 interactor, AKAP domain containing. The record is from RefSeq and is a predicted model, not a curated record. Lineage: Eukaryota; Metazoa; Chordata; Aves; Galliformes; Phasianidae. Gene Ontology annotation, cellular component: cytoplasm; mitochondrion. Gene Ontology annotation, molecular function: protein kinase A binding.